Molecule: messenger RNA, 4700 nt
Organism: Alligator sinensis (Chinese alligator)
Lineage: Eukaryota; Metazoa; Chordata; Crocodylia; Alligatoridae
Gene: MTCP1
Product: mature T cell proliferation 1
Exons: 4
Coding region: 4228-4554 (108 amino acids)
Molecular function (GO): protein serine/threonine kinase activator activity
Source: RefSeq, a predicted model, not a curated record
GAGAGAGAUUGCUGUGCUGAAACAUGGCCUAUGAUUUUGUUCCUAGGUGUAUUGCCUCUACCUUUGCCCAUGUAAAAACACAUAUUGUUUGCUGGCGUACAGCUUGCCGAGUGAACCUGAUCUCUAUGCCUGUGACCUGUCCUAUCGAUCAUUACCUCUUCCAGUCCUUGCUUCAUCUGCAAAUUCUUGUCAGCCAUGAGUUUGUUUUCUUCCAGAUCACUGAAUUAAAAUGUUAAAUAGGAUAGGACUAAGAACCGAUCUUUGCAGGAUCCCACUAGAAACACACAUUGUUGAUUAUUCCUAUUUACAGUUUUAUUUUUGAGACCUGUUACUUGGCCAGUUUUUAACUUAUUUGAUAUGUGCCAUAUGAAUGAUGUGUUUUAGUUUCUUAAUCAAAUGUCACAUAGCACUAAGUCAAAUGCCAUACAGAUGUCUGUGUUACGUCUUCAAUAUUACUUCACCAAACAGGUUUAAUCUAAAAAAAGUUAUCAAAUUAGUUUGAUGGGAUCUUUUCCAUGGACCAACAUUGUUUGGCAUUAAUUAUAUUUCCCUCUUUUAGUUCUUCAUUAAUCAAACUUCAUAUAAACUAUCCCACUGUUUUGCUCAGGAUCAAUGCCCAUGAUGACCCUAUAACUACCUGGGUUGCCUCCUUUACCCUUAGCUGUCUUCCAGUUCUCUGGAACUUCCUCAGGAGUCUAAGAUGUGUUGAAAAUCAGUGUUAAUGGUCCAGGAGCUGCUGGGUGCUGGAAAGUAUGGGAAACCUGGCUACUUAACUAGGUGGCUGAAUGGCAUCUGAACUCUUCAAAAUUUGACCUGAUCUUUCUUUGAAAUAUAACAUAUUGCAGUUAGCAAAUACAAAACCUUUUUAGCAGGAUAAAUUACACAGAACCCCAUUACUUCAGCUCCAAGUAAGAUCUGAGAGGAAGCUAGAACAUUUUCAGCUUUUAUCUUUGUGAAUUAUUUAUUGUAUCGGCCUUUAAAAGUUAAUAGGUUAUAAGUCUGACACAAAAUCCCAUCCUCCUCUUAACUGACUUUAUGCACUUGUAUUGCUCUCUUCAUAAAUUCACUGAGGUGAGGCCUUAAACUUUUGAGGCCUGAUACUUACCUUGACUGAAUACCUAUAGCUGUUGCUGGUACCAGAGGAAACUGAGGUUGGGCGGGGGGGGGGAACACGGGACGGGCUCUUGGCCUCAAAAAAAUCAGGUUCCUAAACAGUUAACUGUCUUCAGAAAACGUACAGAUUAUGUAAUGGAAUGAAUAAUGAUCAAAUGAUCCAGUAAUAUGCAAAGUUCAGGCUGGAUCAUGAUUCUCUCUACAAUUUGGAACAAUAUAGGAGCUAACUGAUACCAGGUAGAAAAUAAACAAUGGUGCCAAUAUGAUGAUAAGUAAUGUUACGUCUCCUUUUAGCUUUUGUUACCUCAAGGCUAUUUUAUUGCUUUCUUAAUUAGCAAAACUAAUUUUUAUUGUUUUUCCCUUCUAACUUAUUUUCACGCUUUUGGGUGCAAAGCUCUUUUUCAAGACACGUCCAUAUUUCUCUCGUGUUUCCUUUAAUUUUUAGAGAGCCAUUUCUCCAAGACCAAAGCUGGCACUAACUGGGCAUCUAUAUGGCAGUCUCAGAUGAGAGGGCAAGGUCAGAGUGGGUCAUGAAAGAACUCACUAGUAGAGUUCAGGACAGGAUUGGGAAACUUGGCUAGGAUGGGAAGUGGAACCUUGGACAGCUGCUGCUCAUGUCCUGCAGUACUUGCUGUGCUUAAAUAAGAUAGCUUAUAUUAUUUGUCUGAUACCCUUCACCAUCUCCACCAAGAUGCAUACUAUAUAUAUAAAAUUUCUGAUUUUCCUGUGCUGUGAUCUGGUUAGAUCCUGCUCAAAGGGACUGAGCCAGGGUAAUACUUAAGUGGGAGCCAUCCAAGGAAAACCUAGCUGCUGUAGGUGGUAUUGGCAAUUCAGAAGGUGGAACUUUUCCCUCUGAGUCAGUGCUGAAUUGGUACUGUGUUGUGUUGUGUUGUUGGGAACCCCUGUGAUAGAAGGGCUUGUCUUUUGAACAGGAUAUGAAAGCAAGUUCUUGAGCACUUCUGGUCACAAGGGGGCCCAUGGAGCUUUUCAAAAAGUAGGGUAGUAUACUGGCCAAACUCCAGCUCUGGUAAUUACAUUCUGCCAAUUUGUACUGUGCCAUUGUGCUACAUUUCGCCGUUGGACAAAGCGAUCCCUACACAUUUUGCUUUUUUACCAGUUGGAUCCCAAGACGUUUUACAAGCUUCAUCACAGUGAAUGGUGCUAUAGAAACAUCACCUUUUCCUUUGCAGAUCAUUCCUAGCAGCCACAUGUUUUUAAUGAAUUCACUGUUGCAUUCUUCCUGGGUGCCAACUCUCUGAUUGCUGGGUCUGUCAUUUGAAUAUUUCUGGCAUAUAGGAUACAAUGGAAGUGUAUUUUCCCUUUAUGUGACAUUGAAAUCAUUUACAGUAUUUUUUUCCCUCCCUGACCUCUCCUACUCUUUAUCUUGUACCUUGAUUUUAUUACUCGUAUGCCACACUUGCUUUGUAACUCCACAAGUUUUCUGGAGAAGAUUAUUGUAUUUCACUGGACUAGGAACAUUGUUUCAGGUCCCUAUUUGGAAGACCUUAUAUUAACUAGUAUUUAAACAACCCUGUUCCUCUACUUUAAAUGUAGACAAAAACUACCUUUUGUCUUCAUCCUGGGUCAUUUUGAUCAUGUGUUCUGUGUUUUCUAAAGUAUCUAGAUCAAUUCUAAAAGAUUUUUUGCCUUUAAUUUUAUAACCAUUUAGCAUUCAACCAAUCCUCAAUGCACAGAUCGUAUAUAUUUACUCACAUAAUAGCUGUUCUUUCCCCCAAUAUUUUGCCGCCAAAACUAGGGUAAAGUCAUUAUAUGCAUCCUAGAACAAGCCUGAGGAGGUAUUGGUACUAAAUGAAAGUUGUAAUUCUGUGCUCAAAUAUCCAUCUGUCCAUCCUCAUCUUGCACGAUCUGACCCAUGGAGCGGAACUAAUAUACCACGUGAUGUCAGUUUCUCAGUUAAUUCUUCAACAAAUACUAUCUUUUCAGAGAAAUGCCUUUUGAAUCUGUUUCUUUAGAAAUGUGGGUGCAGCCACCACAGAAGGGUAUGCUCUUUUUCAGAUGGGGGGAAAAAACUGACCGUGACACAAAUGCAGUUCUCACAUGAGUAAAUAGAGUAAACUGUCACUCACAACCUAACAGGAAAAGUCACUUAAGGAUUUAAAAUUCCUUUGCCCUUACUGAGAUCAAAGACCUGUAAUUAGAGGCUGAGAGCUGACACAUACAAAGCAGUAAAAGCAAUUGAUAAGAAGCUUGCAUGUGAAUGGAAAAUUAUCACAGCCUUUAAAAGAGAUUAGCUGAGGGAACAAAACGGAGCGCCAUAAGGAUCAAAUAUGACAAAAUCAAACUUGUAGAGUCUUAUGUUUCAGCAACGGACUUUAUUUUGGGGAUAACUUGAUUCUAAGUUAAUUUCAUCUGUUGAUUUUUUUCCCCACGUUGCUUUUAGGAGCUAGAGCAGUGAUUCUCAACCAGGGCACUGGGGCUGCCUUUAGAUCCUUUCAAGGUUGUUGCAGGCUGUCACACGAUGUUAGCAUUGCUAGGUGUGCAGAUAUAAUUCACAAGAUUAACGUGGAGAUUUCAAAGAAGAAUCCAUAGUGUUAAAAACAUUUCUGAUCUAUGGUCUUUUUGAGUUCUUUGCAACUGAAUUGCUCUAUUUAUUUCCAUAGUUGAAAAAUGAGUAAAAACAGCUGGCAUUUUUCAAGGGGUGCCUUGAGUCUUAAGAGGUUAAGAACCACUGAGCUAGAGCAUAAUUGGCCCCUGAAGUCUUGUUUUAAGGCACUUUUAUAAAUAACCUUCUUUUUUUAACAGAUUGUAUCUUAAUGAGAACUAUUAAUGGAAUAAGCAAAGCAGUUCCUGAGGAAUUUUACUGGUGUUUGUAUUAUACCCCUUGUCCUAAUGGAUCCCCAAGUGCCUUACAAAUAGCAUAUAGCAUGUCUACCCCAAAGUGCUAGCUUCUUGCAGUGGCAUAGUGGGAGAUAUUGCAGCACAUAGCAACUCAUUUCUAAGCCAGACGCCCCAUGGCAGUGCUGCUGAGCCCAGGGAGCUUUCAGGCCUAACAUUUGCUCCAUGAAUUUAUUCAGAGUUGAGGUUGAGGAGACCAUGCAUGUGCCCUGCGUGUUGAUGCAUGUCUAGCAGCAGCAUCAUAACACAAGUGAGGGAAUGGCAGAAGGAGGGGAUGCCGGUGCUCCGCCCAUCCGUCUGUGGGUGCGACGGGUAGGCGUUUACUGCGAUGAACGCCGAAAAACAUGGCUUGUGGCUGUGGCAGAGGAAGAGGGUACGCUGAGGGCCCGGAUCCGAAGAGUUCAGGUUCCCCUGGGUGAGGCGCUGCGGCCCAGCCAGCUCCCCCCAUCCCAGCUGCCUCAUAUGUGGCAGCUGUCCCUGAGUGAGCAGUACAGGGAUAGUAACUCUCGCAUUUGGGAGAUAGAGCACCAUCUAAUGAUUGGGGGAGUUGAAGAGCUGCUGCUUAGACUUAUGCCUGGUGAUUAAUCUGGAGUGGUUACUCUAGGAAGAUGCCCUUGUAUAUUUUAUACAAUAUAUGGUUCUCCCACUACUGAACUGCAGCCACCUCUGAGGUGGAAGCUGUUUAACAACAUACAGCAACACCACACAAGAUCUUAGAACAGGCAGUGAAG